Anoplopoma fimbria (sablefish) is the source of this 812-nucleotide messenger RNA. RefSeq names its product superoxide dismutase 1, soluble (gene sod1). Gene Ontology annotation, cellular component: cytosol; nucleus; peroxisome. The coding region runs from base 84 to 548 and encodes 154 amino acids. Gene Ontology annotation, molecular function: copper ion binding; superoxide dismutase activity. The record is from RefSeq and is a predicted model, not a curated record. The transcript is spliced from 5 exons. Gene Ontology annotation, biological process: removal of superoxide radicals. Lineage: Eukaryota; Metazoa; Chordata; Actinopteri; Perciformes; Anoplopomatidae.
CAUGCGGUUGGUUGUCUCCGCGGUUGUCACUCUAGCUAGCAAGCGAGACAGAAACUUGGGCGUCCUUUGAAACUACUGCAAAGAUGGUUGUGAAAGCAGUCUGCGUGCUGAAAGGAGCCGGCGAGACCAGCGGGGUGGUUCAUUUCGAGCAGGAGGGUGAUACAGCGGCUGUGAAGCUGACCGGUGAAAUCAUAGGCCUCACUCCUGGAGAGCAUGGAUUCCAUGUCCAUGCUUUUGGAGACAAUACAAAUGGGUGCAUCAGUGCUGGCCCUCACUUCAAUCCCCACAACAACACUCAUGCAGGUCCUACUGAUGAACAGAGGCAUGUUGGAGACUUGGGGAAUGUGACUGCUGGUGGAGAUAAUAUCGCCAAAAUAGACAUCACAGACAAGAUAAUCACCCUCACUGGCCAAUACUCCAUCAUUGGCAGAACCAUGGUGAUCCAUGAGAAGGCCGAUGACCUGGGAAAAGGAGGCAAUGACGAGAGUCUAAAGACAGGCAAUGCUGGAGCACGUCUGGCCUGUGGUGUCAUUGGCAUCGCCCAGUAAACACUCCGCCAGAACACCCAGCACUGGAAAACAGCUUUCCCAACAGCACUUGAUAAGACCAACAUAGCUACUUAAUGUGACAGUUUGUCCUUUUCAAUACUCGGUGGCUUUGUGUUGACUAGUCAGGAGAGUAGAAGAGCCAUGCAUUACCCCGUUUGUUCCACAUGACAAUUGUAUGUAUGGGUUUAUGUGUCUGCUGAUUUAGUUUUGGUCCCAUAGAAUAUGUAACGCACAAGUAAUAAAAAGAUCUAUACAAUUUACAAA